AAUUACCAAAUUAGGCAACGCUAUUUUUAAUAACUUGAGAACUACUUAAGAUAUUUUAAGACUGAUUUCAUAUUUAUAUUGAGAAACAAGAAGCACAUAUGCACAGUGAUUUUCAUUAGAAUAGCUGCAAAAAUAAAAAAAGUAAAUUUUAGAACCUGAUGGCAGGGCCACUUGUUACUGCAAACCUGUGUCCAUAUUUGUUUGUGACAGGUGGUGCAUGCGCUGCUCCUUGGGGAGCUCUGGAACAGGAUAUGCAGUUAGUAAACAUGACGCCUAUCUUCACUGCUUCUUCCCUGUACAGAAUGAAAAAAUUUGCGGUGGUGAAAUUUCCACAAGAAAAAGACUGUGUGGCAGCCGUGCCCCUUUCAUGGCUGUCGGAAAAUCGUGCGGUCUGCCACUGGCCAUCAAAAGAUGCAGGCCUGGAUGCUCUGGCACUGGCCAAGCAGGAGGCUUCACCAGGCACUGUGGAGGAAGGGUGGGAGCCCUUUCCAGUUGAUGUACUGGGAACUUCGAGCACCUACCAAAGAGCAGAGAAAAAGCUUACCAAGUGGAUACACACAUGUUCCAUUGAGUCCUCGGAGAUUUCCGACAAUGCAGUACCGGUAGAAAGGAGAGCAGAGGCGACUCAUCCCCGUCUGCAGAUACCAGUACUAUCCCCACAGGCCCCAUCAAGCUCCUGUUCAAGUGACGGUCCUGGUGAUUCUGCUCCGGCAUCGAAGCAGGAGUCACAGCGGGUUGAAGAGCCUUCACAGAUCCAGGCGAAUGAUGGAGCAACCCGUGCCCAGCUGCGGAUCAUCCACCUGCUAGUGGAACUCCGCCACCAGAACCGUGAGAUGCAGCACGAGACUAUGCAGCUGAGGCUGGAUGUCCAGCAGCUGUCGGACCAAAUAGCAGCUCUAGAGGUGCCAACGGGGCAAGCUGCACCGAUCCCGACGGCUGCGAUUCUUCCACGGGAACUUCCGAGGCUGCCAGCCAGCACCCUGGAGGAGCUGGAAGCAGCGGAGGCAGCCAUUCACGACGAGGCUGUAGCCACAGUCUUGAAGGAGCAGCUCCUCAGAAUUGGAGAGAGAACACUGCUGGAAACGACAGCAAACGUCAUGAAAGGUUUAAUGGGCCACUCUGUCCAAGUCCUAUUUUCACUGUACGGGCGGAAGGAGAAGAGGCCAUUUAACAGCAUGCAGCUGUGCAGAGUUCCAAUUGAUGCCAUUUGCGAGAAGCAAGCCGUGGAUAGGACGACGGCCCUGGCCGUCAUCGGCAAGUGGCUGCCCGGGUCUGUGGACCGGGGCGGUGGAAGAAAAAGGAGGUUUGCGGCAAUGAUUGCCGAACCUUCCGCCCAGCUCUCCGCCGAGCCCUCCGCCCAGCCUCCUGCAGAGCCUGCUGCUGACCCUGCUGCUGACCCUGCUGCUGACCCUGCUGCUGACCCUGCCUAGGUCGCCCUGGUUACGCAAUUUUUUUUUAUAUUUUUAUUUGAUUUAAAUAAAUUAUGAACUCUG
Ixodes scapularis (black-legged tick) is the source of this 1493-nucleotide messenger RNA. RefSeq lists its product as uncharacterized. The transcript is spliced from 7 exons. The coding region runs from base 159 to 1430 and encodes 423 amino acids. The record is from RefSeq and is a predicted model, not a curated record. NCBI's taxonomy places the organism in Eukaryota, Metazoa, Arthropoda, Arachnida, Ixodida, Ixodidae.